Messenger RNA from Corylus avellana, 1369 nucleotides. RefSeq names its product Ubiquitin-like superfamily protein. Gene Ontology annotation, biological process: mRNA splicing, via spliceosome. NCBI's taxonomy places the organism in Eukaryota, Viridiplantae, Streptophyta, Magnoliopsida, Fagales, Betulaceae. The record is from RefSeq and is a predicted model, not a curated record.
CUCUCUCCAAAAUCAAAUAGACAAACAAACUCCCUAAACCCCCUCCGUUCGGUUACACUCCUCUCUCUCUCUCUCCCACACUCUCAAUAGAAAACCGGAUAUGAGAAAGCCCUAACCAGCAAACUCUAUAUUACUGUCAAUCAUGAGAAGCAGAAGCCUGACUGUUCAGGAACAGAGGAGUAGUAGUAGUAGUGGCGGUAGAAAUCUAAGGGAUUUCUUUGAGAGGCGGUGCCUGGCCCCGAUAACGCUAAACGACGACGUCCAGAUUUGUGCCCUGAACCAUCAUCCCUACCGCCUGUUGCCUCAGCCUCAGCCGCUCCACCUCAACCUCUCCGUUCUCAAGCUCGAUGGCUCUCUCUUUGAUGUUUGUGUCGCCAAGAAUGCCACGGUGGCAGAGCUCAAGCAAGCUGUAGAGGAUGUUUUUGUUUCGUGUCAAAAGGAAAUUUCAUGGUCGCAUGUAUGGGGGCACUUUUGCUUGUCUUAUGCUGAUCAACAGUUAAUUAAUGAUAAAGCGUUGCUUCGAAAUUUUAGGAUCAAGGAUGGUGAUCAGCUGCAAUUCAUUCGACAUCUGUCCAUCCAAAAUUCACCUAUGAUCAAAAGUGCCAAGAACAAGAACAUUGCUUGCAAACUGCACUCACUGUUGUCAUCAGGGUCAAAUUUUCAUGAAGAGACAGAAGAGACUGGUUCAGAUGAUAUUGAUGAUGAUGAAAAUCAGGAGGAGAGCUCCAAGUGCCAUGGUGAUGACAACCAGGAGGAUGCUCCUACACCAGAGUUGAAGUUGGCUACUGUCUUGAGAGGGUGGCUCUCAAACUCCUGCUUGUGGGGCAUUUCAAGGAAGAGAUCAGAAGGCUGGAAUCCAAGUAGUUCAAUAUUGGGUCUGCACUGCUUCGGAGGUGGAACUAGGGUGAAUGAUGAUAUAAGUUUAAAGCUUACUAGAAAUGGAUGUAAAAUCGAGUAGGCUACUAUGUAAGUGAAAGCCUGUCCAGGCUUGCCCAUGGGCUGCCAUUUUGUUCCAGAAGGUGGUCUACAGGAUUGAGAUUCACGACAACUAGCUCUCAAAAUGCAAGAGAGAAUAUAUAUGAGAUUCACUUGUCUAGGUAGGUGGUCGGACAACUCGACAUUUAUUUGGACAAGUAUAUCCCAUAUGUACUUUUUCACAUUAACUGUUAGCAAUUUUGUUAACUAAUUAUUAUGGAUUCCAAUCCCUCUGAACAUGCUCUAUAAGCUCGGCUAACAUAAUUUUUUAUUUUAUUUUUUGAGUUUGAAGUAAGACUAGUUCAGUGUAAAUAUUUUAUGGUUGGGUCCAUCUGUUAUUAGGUGUUUUCCCUGUAAAGCUUUUAAUUUUUAUCCACUUCCAAUUAGUACUCUC